AUGUCCACAGCAGUUGCUGCUUUACAGGAGUCAAGUCUCUCUGGGGAACCGGAUCAAGGACAUGUGGCCAAAAAGGUACAGGCCCUGUCUCGAUUGCCCAAUACUAUGAGGAGGUCUGACAUUUUGACCCAGGAGACAAGUCACAGCUUAGCUGAUCGACCCACGGACGAGAGGGUGGAAAAGUACGAACGGUCAAUCAAGCCUAUUAUGUCUAGCAAGAUACUGAUGUGGGUCAACAGCGCUCUUAAUGUCACUGAGGGAGACCUCAAUGAGGCCAAGGCUACGGCGAAUGCAAUGUCACUCGAAGAGGUGAAGGCACUGAUGACGAAUGUGCUGAAAAUGCACAACAACGACCCCAACUUCCCGUAUCCAGUUUUGGAAAAGAUCAAGGGUUUCCUGGGAAACGACAACGUCUUUGCAGAGCCGGAGAAGCAUGAGGACUUGAUCUAUGAGAUGAAGCUCGAAGCAGCCCUGAUUACCAAUAACAGCCCUUACUCCGAGGUGCGUUCCGUCGUCGAUAAUCACGACGACCCGUCUACGCCCUGCUCCACCAUCCGUGCGUGGAUCAUCGGACUCGUCUUCUCGGUCAUACUCGGUUUCAUCAACCAGCUGUUCUCGAUUCGACUACCUGCCAUCUCUGUGACUGCCAACGUGGCACAGCUUCUAUCAUAUCCUCUCGGUAAGGCCAUGGAGUGGAUGCUGCCCGAUUGGGGUGUCACCAUGUUCGGCAGCCGCAUCAGUCUGAACCCAGGACCGUUCAGCCGUAAGGAGCAUAUGCUUAUCACCAUCAUGGCGAAUGUUGCAUAUCAGACGCCUUACACAAGUUCUAUCAUUUGGACACAGUAUUUACCUCAGUACUUCAACCAGUCCUACGCUGGACAGUUUAGUUACCAAAUACUCAUCGCUCUCGGCACAAGCCUCAUCGGAUAUGGCCUGGCUGGUCUGACGCGUCGCUUCUUAGUCUACCCAGCAUACUGUGUAUGGCCAGCGUCACUCGUCACCAUCGCACUGAACGCUGCCUUCCACACAGACAGGAACUUGCCGAUACGGGGACCAUGGAACAUAGUCUGGAGAGCCUCCCGUCUCAAGUUCUUCCUUGUUGCCUUCGCCGCAAUGUUUGUGUACUUUUGGUUCCCCAAUUACAUCUUCCAGGCGCUUUCGAUAUUCAGCUGGAUGUCAUGGAUCGCCCCGGACAAUGUUAAGCUGAACUCCAUCGUCGGAUUUCAGAACGGCUUGGGCCUCAACCCGUGGCCGACAUUUGACUGGAACAUUCUCCUCUUUGACGGUACGGAUCCGCUCAUGGUACCAUUCUUCGCCACGGCCAACAAGACCCUGGGCAUGUUCAUUGCCGGGUUCCUGGUGCUCGGCCUGUGGUACUCCAACGCGUACGGAACGGGACACCUGCCCAUGAUCAGCAACCGGAUCUAUGACAACACGGCCAAGCCCUACAAUGUCUCGCGGGCCAUCGAUGACCGAGCCAUCUUUGACAAGACCAAGUACGAGGCUUACUCGCCGGCCUACCUGACUGCUGGUAGCGUCACCACAUACGCGUGCUUCUUCGCGAUCUAUCCUGCAACGCUCAUGACCAUCCUCCUGUUUCACCGUUACGAGAUACGCAUGGGAUGGAACAGCCUCGUCAACAGCUUUCGCAGGAAGAAGAAGGCGGAGGCCGGGCAGUAUCAAGACGUCCACAAUCGCCUGAUGGCCAAAUACCCGGAAGUCCCGGAAUGGUGGUACGCCAUCGUCCUCCUCGCCGCCAUCGGCUUCAGCAUCGGCGGCAUAGCCGGCUGGCAGACCUACACGACGCCGGGCGUCGUCUUCUACGGCAUCGCGCUGUGCCUCCUCUUCGUGAUCCCGGUCGGCAUCAUCAAGUCGAUGACGGGCAUCGAGGUCACGCUCAACGUGCUGGCCGAGUUCAUCGGCGGGUCGUGGGUCGAGGGCAACGCGCUGGCCAUGAACUACUUCAAGUCGUUCGGCUACGUGACCUGCGCCCACGCCGUCUGGUUCGCCAACGACCUCAAGCUCGCGCACUACCUCAAGAUCCCGCCGCGGCACACCUUCUGGGCCCAGGUCGCCGCCACCGUCGUCUCGACCUUUGUCUGCACGGGCGUGCUCAACUUCCAGAUGAACCAGAUCCCCGGGGUGUGCACGCCCAACGCGCCGAACCGGUACGUCUGCCCGGGCAUCAACACCUUCUUCACGGCGUCGGUGCUGUGGGGCACCAUCGGCCCGAAGAAGGUCUUUGGCGCGGGGGGCCAGUACACGGCGACGCUGAUCGGGUUCCCCCUGGGGCUCGCGUUGCCCCUGGUCUUCUGGCUCGUGCAGCGCCGGUUCAAGCAGCGGUGGAUGCGGCAGAUCCACCCGAUCGCCAUGCUGUACGGCGGGAUCGUGUGGGCGCCCUACAACAUGAGCUACACCUGGCCGGCUGUGCCGAUCGCGUGGCUGUCGUGGAUCUACAUGAAGACCCGGUUCUUGGGGCUCUGGGCCAAGUACAACUUUGUCCUGUCGGCGAGCCUGUCGUCGGGGAUCGCUAUUGCGGCCAUCGUUCUGUUCUUCACGCUGCAGUGGAAGCAGAUCACCUUGGAUUGGUGGGGGAACAACGUGGUCAAUCAGGGCUGCGAGGGAGAGGCUUGCGUCUUGUAUCCUCUGGCAAACGGCACUCAUUUCGGUCCUGGACCGGGGGAGUUUCAUUGA
Messenger RNA from Thyridium curvatum, 2694 nucleotides. RefSeq lists its product as uncharacterized. The transcript is spliced from 5 exons. Gene Ontology annotation, biological process: transmembrane transport. The coding region runs from base 1 to 2694 and encodes 897 amino acids. NCBI's taxonomy places the organism in Eukaryota, Fungi, Ascomycota, Sordariomycetes, Thyridiales, Thyridiaceae. Gene Ontology annotation, molecular function: oligopeptide transmembrane transporter activity. The record is from RefSeq and is a predicted model, not a curated record.